Nicotiana attenuata is the source of this 2126-nucleotide messenger RNA. Its product is annotated as protein ASPARTIC PROTEASE IN GUARD CELL 1. The record is from RefSeq and is a predicted model, not a curated record. Gene Ontology annotation, molecular function: aspartic-type endopeptidase activity. Bases 194 to 1651 code for a protein of 485 amino acids. Gene Ontology annotation, biological process: proteolysis. NCBI's taxonomy places the organism in Eukaryota, Viridiplantae, Streptophyta, Magnoliopsida, Solanales, Solanaceae. The transcript has a single exon.
AAGAGAGAGCAGGUAUCAAGCUUCUUUCUCUGUUUUAAAUGCUUUUGUUUUGAUUCAACAAGUCUGACGUGAGCCCCCUCCCUCUCUUUCUUUUCCCUUCCCUUUCGGCUUUCCCCUCCUUCUCCUUCUACUUAUAUCCACUUCUUCUUCUCUUUUCUUCUCCAUUCCUUUCAUUCUUCCAUUUCCUCAAAAAAUGGCCCAAUUUUGCUUCUUUUUCCUUCUUCUUAUCUCUGUUAUUUUCGUCCCCUGUGCUUUCUCUCGCUCCUUUUCAUCUUCAAAUCCACACUCCCAAAGCUUUGACGUAACAGAAUUCAUUAAGAAAACUGUUCAAGUUCUGUCUCCUACUUCUCAAACUUUUCAACAAGAAGCUAUUAGAAGUACCCCUUCUAAUUCUUCUUCAAUCUCUGUUUCAAUUUAUCCUCGUUCAGCUCUAGUUAAGCCACGUCAUAAGGACUAUGAAUCCCUCACUCUCUCUCGACUUGAACGUGACUCGGCUCGAGUUUCCUCACUGACCAUGAAACUCACCCUCUCACUCACCAACUUUACUCAUUCUGAUCUCAAGCCGGUUCAAACCAUGUUGCAACCCGAAGACCUUCAAACUCCUAUUACUUCAGGAGCAAGUCAGGGCAGCGGCGAGUAUUUCACUCGGCUCGGGUUUGGCCAACCGGCUAAGGAAUUCUACAUGGUUUUAGACACUGGUAGUGACAUCACGUGGCUUCAAUGUGAGCCGUGUUCCGACUGUUAUCAGCAGUCGGAUCCAGUUUUUAACCCGUCGGGUUCUUCCACUUACAGUCGGGUCUCUUGUGAUGAUGCUCACUGCUCUGCUCUUGAGGUCUCCGCUUGUGGUACUAACGCGUGUCUUUAUCAGGUCUCGUACGGUGACGGCUCGUUUACCGUAGGAGAGUUUGCUACUGAAACAGUGUCGUUUGGGAACUCUGGUUCUUUCUCUAAAGUUGCUAUAGGCUGUGGCCAUGAUAAUGAAGGACUCUUCGUCGGCGCCGCUGGUUUGAUUGCUCUAGGUGGCGGCACUUUAUCUCUACCAUCUCAAAUCAAAGCGUUGUCGUUUUCCUACUGCUUCGUGGACCGUGACUCUGCUUCGUCGUCAACGCUGGAUUUUAACUCGGCACGGCCCGGUGACUCCGUAAUUGCUCCCUUACUCCGUAACUCGAGAAGGAGCACUUUCUUCUACGUCGGACUUACUGGAAUCAGUGUCGGCGGCCAGAUGUUGUCGAUUCCAGCGUCGGUGUUCCAGGUGGACGGAAGUGGAAAUGGCGGGAUCAUCGUGGACUCCGGUACGGCGGUGACUCGGUUACAGACCACCGCUUACAAUGCUUUGCGUGAUUCCUUCGUGAAAUUCACUCAGAAUUUGCCUUCCGCCGGGCAAUUCGCCCUGUUUGACACUUGCUACGACCUGUCGUCUAUGAAGAAAGUGACUGUUCCGACGGUGGCGUUCCAUUUCACCGGAGAUAAAACGCUGUCGUUGCACCCGAAGAAUUACCUGAUACCGGUGGACUCGUCGGGGAAAUUCUGCUUGGCUUUUGCUCCGACGGAAGGGUCGCUAUCUAUUAUUGGAAACAUACAGCAGCAAGGGACACGUGUCAGUUAUGACCUGGCUAACAACCUCGUUGGAUUCAGUCCCGACAAAUGUUAGAAAAUUAGUAGUAAUUCCGUAUUAGUACGUAGAAACUUUGUGAGGAGAUAAAAGAAAAUUCGUAGCUGCUUGUUUUACAAAUAUUAAUUAAUGGUUGUAAUUUGUAAAAACUUAAAAAGCAGAACUUUGUUUGAAAAAAAAGAAGAGAAGAAAUGAAAAGAAAAGGGAGAAAAUAAAGAAGUAUAUAGGUGGCUCCAUAAUGAAAUACUACUAAUUAAGUUAUGGAUGGUAGGGUUACUCUUUCUUUUAAAUAAAAAAAAAAAACUCUGUAUGAAAUUAUGGUGUAGUAUUUCAAUACUCACAGGAAAGUGUAAGGUGAGAGAUUGAAUAGUAGUAGUUGGAACUUGGAAAUGAUUGUAUGCCUGUAAUUAAUAUGAAUUGUGAAGUAGCUCUAGAAAGAGCCAUUGGCUGGUGAUUCUCAUAAAUACAGUAGCCAACUUCUACCACCAAAUUAAUUCAUGACCCAUAAUAUCUA